ACUAGUAGUUCGUACUUUCUAAUCAUCAAUAGCUAUUUCCUCUGUCAUAGAAGAUGAAGCACUCUCUACUUAUCACAAGGAACGUUGUUGGUGUCAUAGGAAAUGUUAUUUCCGUCUUCCUCUUUGCCUCACCAAUGCCGACGUUUAUAGAAAUAUACAAGAAAAAAUCGGUGGAGGAAUAUAAGGGAGACCCAUACUUAGCGACGACAAUGAAUUGCAUGCUGUGGGUGUUUUAUGCAAUGCCAUUUGUCCAUCCAAAAAGCCUUGUUGUUAUUUCAACCAAUGCAAUUGGCUUUGCUUUUCAGAUCUUCUAUCUUCUUAUUUUCAUCAUCUAUGCAGAUAAGCAUGGCCGGUUGAAGGUUCUCCGAUGGAUCGCAGUAGAAAUAGGAUUCAUGGCGAUUGUGGCUACAAUCACAAUGUUAUGUUUCCAUACAACACAAAAGAGGACUUUCUUCGUUGGCAUUCUUUGCGUUAUAUUUUGUCUUGGAAUGUAUGUUUCACCCCUCACCAUUAUGGGCAAAGUGAUUAAGAGCAAGAGUGUGAAAUACAUGCCUUUUUGGCUUUCAGUUGGCAAUUUUGCUAAUGGGGUUAUAUGGACAACUUAUGCUUUUCUUCCCCUUGACCAAUGGAUCCUUAUCCCAAAUGGUGUCGGAGUAAUAUCAGGUGCUGCACAGCUGAUACUCUAUACCUGUUAUUACAAAAAUACUUCAAUGGAAAUAGAAAAUGAGAAGAAGCCAAAUCAAGUUCAAAUGUCUUUUCAUGACAAUUUACCAGCUUAAUUCAUAUACCACGAGUACGGAGUAUUUAAUUUGUUAGAAUCUAAAAAAAUACCAUUUUGAUCGAACUCAUAAAUACUAUUCCCUACGAGAGUAAGUUAUUUUAUGUUUAC
Molecule: messenger RNA, 889 nt
Organism: Spinacia oleracea (spinach)
Lineage: Eukaryota; Viridiplantae; Streptophyta; Magnoliopsida; Caryophyllales; Amaranthaceae
Product: bidirectional sugar transporter SWEET4
Exons: 6
Coding region: 54-779 (241 amino acids)
Biological process (GO): carbohydrate transport
Cellular component (GO): membrane
Molecular function (GO): sugar transmembrane transporter activity
Source: RefSeq, a predicted model, not a curated record